Messenger RNA from Melopsittacus undulatus (budgerigar), 539 nucleotides. RefSeq names its product otoraplin (gene OTOR). Gene Ontology annotation, biological process: cartilage condensation. Lineage: Eukaryota; Metazoa; Chordata; Aves; Psittaciformes; Psittaculidae. Gene Ontology annotation, molecular function: protein binding. The transcript is spliced from 4 exons. The record is from RefSeq and is a predicted model, not a curated record. The coding region runs from base 5 to 403 and encodes 132 amino acids.
AAAAAUGACACAAAGUGUCUAUUUGGUUGUUUUGCUUUUGUGUCUUGGAUUAAUGUAUCCUCUUGUAACUGGGAUUUUUAUGGACAAGCUUGCCAACCAGAAGCUGUGUGCUGAUGAUGACUGCGUCUACACCAUUUCCCUUGCCAGAGCAGAAGAGGAUUAUACUGCUCCAGACUGCAGAUUCAUUAGUAUCAAAAAAGGGCAGUUGAUUUAUGUUUACUCAAAACUAGUAAAAGAAAAAGACUCUGGAGAAUUCUGGGCUGGAAGUGUUUAUGGAGAACAGUAUGAAGACCAUAUGGGGACAGUUGGUUAUUUCCCUAGCAGUUUAGUCUCAGAGCAACAUGUCUAUCAAGAAGCAAAUAAGACUGUUCCUACAACGGACAUUGAUUUCUUCUGUGAAUAGCACUGACAAUGGUUGGGUAAUCUGUCGGCUGCUGGCAGGGAAAGCUGACAGGAGGAAACCUGGACACCCUCCCUGAACACAGAGCCCUUCCUAUGAUAGAUGUUUGUGAAGCAAGUGAUCUUUCUUCAAUACAAGG